AUUGAAUUGAGGGCUAUAUAUAUAUAUAUAUAUAUAUUCUUGAGUAACGGACUGUCAUGGCCUCCUAACUCUACCAAUUCUAUCACAACCACUCGUACUGUUACCACUACUCUUCUUCUUCUUCUUCUUCUUCUUCUGUUAAUUUUCAGAUCUCUGUAUAAUUAAUCAAUGGUGAACCAGCUGGAGAACCUGGUGGAGUCGAUCAAAUCGAAGGUGAGAGCUUUUAAGUCGAAGAGUAAGCCGAAGAAGAGUUACGUUAAGAUGGACAAGAGCUCAAGCGUCAAGGUCGAGAUCCGCAGCAGAAAAGCCAGAAAACUCAUCGACAAGACUCUCAAGGUCGCCGAUCGUCCCGGCAAGCGCACCGUUAAUUGAAUAAUUAUACAUUUUUAUGUAUAUAUAUAUAUUAUAUGUAUGUGUUUUUGUUUUUUAUAUUAUAUAUAUAUGUAUACAUGAUAUAAGACGUCGUCGUUUCUAACGAGAUUCGAUUGAGUCACUUCAUCUCUUUUCAAUUUUUGUAUUGUGGCGAUCCGAUUCUGUGUUUCUGCCAUUUUAUGUUUCUCUCUGUGCUGAGAUCAUUAAGCCUUUGAAACCGUUUCGGAACUGUGCCAAAAAAAUUGCACUGCUUCUUCUUCUUCUUCUUUUUUUUUUUUUUUUCAAUUAAUAGUAAUAAUUUCAGUGGUUGUUCUUGGA
This is a messenger RNA of Humulus lupulus (European hop), 690 nucleotides long. RefSeq lists its product as uncharacterized. The record is from RefSeq and is a predicted model, not a curated record. The coding region runs from base 169 to 372 and encodes 67 amino acids. NCBI's taxonomy places the organism in Eukaryota, Viridiplantae, Streptophyta, Magnoliopsida, Rosales, Cannabaceae. The transcript has a single exon.